UCCUCUCAUAUCUAUAUUCCAACUUCUUUCCUCUACUUUUGUCGCAGCCCCUAUAAUGCGCCAUGGUCACACUCACACCACCUCCUAUUCACUGUCCCACUCCAUCACCACCCCCCUUGAGCUUUAACAGCGACGCUUCCUUCACCACCGGCCAGAACAUGCUUGUCUCUGUGCUUUUCGCACUUUUUCUGCCAUGUGUAGGUAUGAGCGUAGUGUUUUUUAUCUAUAUUUGUCUCCUAUGGUAUGCUGCUAAUAAUCAACCAGAGAACAUUCCUUUACCGGUAAAAACUGUGACAGAGAAGGGUUUGUCAUCAUCGGAGCUCGAGAAGUUGCCUAAGGUCACCGGGAAAGAGCUUGUUUUGGGGACAGAGUGUGCUGUUUGUCUAGAUGACAUUGAAAGUGAACAGCUGGCUAGGAUAGUUCCUGGCUGCAAUCAUGGGUUUCAUCUGGAAUGUGCUGAUACUUGGCUUUCCAAGCACCCUGUUUGUCCUGUUUGUCGGGCAAAGCUUGAUGCUCAGUUCUCCAGUACUUCUGCUUCUCCAGAGAACAAUCCUUGUUGAAAUUUUAAUGAUUAAUUAAAAGUUGAUUAUGUCUUGAGUUUCUUAUUUAGGAUUGCAAACGAUGCAGUGUAUUAUUAUGUCUCGAGUUUCUUGACGCAGUGUGUGCAUGGGUUGUUAAUUAGAGCUGGUUCAUGGCAUGGUCCCUCAGAAUUCUCCUUGGCAAUUUCUGUCAGAGCAAAUGCUGGAAACAUUUUCAUCAUGGAAAUAUCUCACAAGUUUGCUUUGGACCAUUAAUUAGCUUUGCUAAUGGACAUAUAGGUGGCAUGAAUUUAAGUUUUGACAUGAAGAGAAAGGGACGCAACCAACAAAUCCUAGUUUACUUUGUUCUUGUGUCAAUAGAUGACGAGUUCUUAUAGGAUUUGUUGUCAAGAAGUGAUACAAACCAGUACAAAGUUCAGUUUA
This is a messenger RNA of Populus trichocarpa (black cottonwood), 962 nucleotides long. RefSeq names its product E3 ubiquitin-protein ligase ATL23. The record is from RefSeq and is a predicted model, not a curated record. The transcript has a single exon. NCBI's taxonomy places the organism in Eukaryota, Viridiplantae, Streptophyta, Magnoliopsida, Malpighiales, Salicaceae. The coding region runs from base 63 to 560 and encodes 165 amino acids.